CAAAACACAAGAAACUAUUGAAGACUGUAGGGUUAUGGGAAUUUCUACAUGUGGAUUUCGGCCAACAGAUGGAACGCGACAUGUUGGUUCAGCUGAUUGCGUUUUAUAGCUCAGAGUAUCAUCGUAGAUGCAGCUACAUUGGGAAACAUGGACACCCAGUGAAGAUGACCUCGACGGAGCUAGCCAGAGCUUUGAGGUUGCCUCCACCAAGAGAAAUCACGGAGAAGGAAAAGGAGAUAGUGGAAAGUGAAGAGUCGGUGCGGUUCCUGGAAGAAGUGGUACGCAAGUGGAUGUUACUUCCUCACGAUGGUGCAGUGGUAGUACGGGAUUUGCCCGAGUUUAAGGAACGCGGGUCGAUUUGCUCUGGGGCAGGGUUGAGAGAGAGAGUUGAAAGCGGAUCCUCCUGUUGGCGAUUGUUUCUAUGCAACGCAUCUACAACUCCUAGUGAAUACUCAGUGGCGGAAGAACCAGAAGAUGAUACAAAAGGAGGAGGUUAUCAGAGUUUGCACGAUCAUGACCAUUCAAGAGAGUCGCAGUCAAGCACAACCAAAAACAAACACAAUAUGAAGGACAUGACUGCAGAGCACAAGGGUGAGGAGCUGAAGAAAGCAAUAGCAGAGAAGGAUGAGGAGAUGAAGAAAGCAAUAGCAGAGAAGGAUGAGGAGAUGAAGAAAGCAGUAGCAGAGAAGGAUGAGGAGUUGAAGAAAGCAGUAGCAGAGAAGGAUGAGGAGUUGAAGAAAGUAAUGAAGGAGAUGAACGAUAAGCGGAUGGAAGAGCGGUGUGACUUAGAACAGUUAGAGUAUACGAACUCGGCACUCCUCAUAAAAGAGCGUCAAAGCAACGAUGAGAUACAAGAAGCACGCAGAGAGUUGAUUAGGGGAUUGAGAGACUUAUCAGGAUCCACCGUCCAAGGUACUCAAUCUUUGCCACCGCCCAUUCCGGGUUUGACAUAUAACAUGGUGCCACCGCCCACUACAGGGUUUGACAACGGCUCGUCAGCCCCUUAUCGAUCACUACAACUUCACAAUUGUCCCUCGUUG
Messenger RNA from Thlaspi arvense, 1040 nucleotides. The record is from the annotation of a GenBank genome assembly. NCBI's taxonomy places the organism in Eukaryota, Viridiplantae, Streptophyta, Magnoliopsida, Brassicales, Brassicaceae.